Momordica charantia (bitter melon) is the source of this 990-nucleotide messenger RNA. Its product is annotated as basic leucine zipper 61. Gene Ontology annotation, molecular function: DNA binding; DNA-binding transcription factor activity. Gene Ontology annotation, cellular component: nucleus. Gene Ontology annotation, biological process: positive regulation of DNA-templated transcription. The record is from RefSeq and is a predicted model, not a curated record. NCBI's taxonomy places the organism in Eukaryota, Viridiplantae, Streptophyta, Magnoliopsida, Cucurbitales, Cucurbitaceae.
UUUUUACUCUUCAAUUCCCAUUUCCAAACCCCCUCCUCCAUUGCAUCAUGCCACAUUUGCCUCCUAAAAUCCCAAACUUGGCUACUCCUCCAAAUUGGCCUCACUCCAUUGCCACAAGCCCUGCUCUCCACCGCGACUCGAUCGCCUUCCUCGAGAUGUCGAUGCUGAGCCGAGCCUCGUUAGCCUCGGCUGCACCAGGAUAUGCGUUUGAUAGGUCUGAUGACGAGCAAUUUAGGUCCAUGUUGAGUGAUGACCAGCCCACCUCCUCAGAUUACAACAGAGAUCAUGAGAAAGAAGCGGCUGCAAAAUGUGAGAAGCUUCACCCGUGCCAAAAUGCAGCAACAAACAUCUCUUCCAAGGAUCGGAUUUUCGACCCCAAAAGAGUGAAGAGAAUCCUGGCAAACAGACAAUCUGCAAGAAGAUCAAGGGUGAGGAAGCUACAAUACAUUACAGAGCUGGAACGUAGUGUGACUUCAUUACAGGCCGAAGUUUCAAUGCUGUCACCGCGGGUUGCAUUUCUAGACCAGCAGCGAUUGCUUCUAAAUGUGGACAACACUGCUCUCAAGCAAAGAAUCGCCACCCUCUCUCAAGACAAAAUUUUCAAAGAUGGUAAAAUUCAAAUUACAAACAAAAGCAGAACUGAUGAAGAAGAGCUGAAGAGGGAAAUAGAGAGGCUGGGGCAGUUGUAUCAUCGGCAGCAGAUCAAAACCAAGGAACCCACAUCUCCCGCAGAUCAAAACCAGAACCAGAAGCUGCUUUAUGUUUGAAGGGAAAAAAAUAAAAAUCGAGUUUUUAGGUUUCUUUUGUCACAAGUCUUUUUUUUUUUUUUAAGACAGAGCAAAAUGUGUAUAAUCAGCAUGCAAAUAUGUUCAAUGAACUAACUUUGCUGUAAUGUGUUUGUUCAACUUCAAGGGCUGAAUGAUUGUGACCUAAGAAUGUAUAUGGCUGUGAAAAGGAAAAAGAAAAAAAGAAAUAAACUAAUGCCAAAUA